Messenger RNA from Ciona intestinalis (vase tunicate), 2633 nucleotides. Lineage: Eukaryota; Metazoa; Chordata; Ascidiacea; Phlebobranchia; Cionidae. The record is from RefSeq and is a predicted model, not a curated record.
AGGUGUAGGUAAGUAGAUUCGUCGAAACCGCUAUUCGAUUAUGACGUCAUAGUCACAACAAAGAAGACACGCGAAGUUGAUGUUUCAGCAGAAGUAUUAUGACGUCAUGAAGGUGAAAGAAGAAAAAACAGUCAAAGAAAAUAUUAACAAUAAUCUUUCUUCGUCGGUGAAACAGUUACAACAGGAAUGUGCGUUGCGUUCCGAUGAUCAUGUGACCUCCGAAAGUUACUUUGCACAAACUUUCGUGUCGGUUGUUGAAGCAGCAUUUUUACAUGGCUUAAAGAAAAAGUAUUUUGAACGUCGAAAACACAACCAAGAUUUGCCCCGUCCACAAUUUUGGAAUUUAAUUGGCAAGAUCAGCCAUAGAGGUCCCAUUGAAGAGUGCAAGAAAUUAAAAUUAAUCUCAACGAACGUGGGUCGUUGUCGCGCAUGGUUGAGAAUCGUCAUAAAUAACGGAGAUCUUUCGUUCUAUCUCUCAUCUAUUCUUACAACUACGGAUUAUUUAAAUAUUUUCGACAAAUAUUAUGAGGAUUAUGCUUUGUUUAAGGACCAUGAACAAUAUCACACAGGCCGACAUUUUCCUUCGGUAUUUACACGGAGCCGAUAGUUUGACCUUCGACCUCAGUUGUAAUUCGUCGAUUCUUAAUUCAUGGACAAAAACUCCACUAGAGGUCGCUAGAGUGAUCCAUUCAUCAAACAAUAGGAGGCCGAACAAUAAUUACGUUGUCAGCGGCAACCAUGGAAAAUACACAAUGCCUGGGAAGCUACCAUAUAAGCAGUCAUCACGUGAGCGGAAAGUAUCACGUGAGAGAAACGCAACACAUGAGAAGGAAUCACGUGAACAUGGUAUUGAACGGGCUAUCGAAAGUAUGACAUCACAAAUCUCCGCGUCGUUACCGACCAAUCAGCUUCGAGCAUCAGUUGACUUGGGGGAAACCCCUCUACAGAGAAACAUCUUAUACAGUCGUACUGUCGUAAAACGGAGGAAGUCUCGCAACUUGAGGGCGAUGUCUGAGGAUUAUGGGAGUUGGGGUUCAUUAAGUUCCGGGAUUUCUACAACUAGUACCCCAUGUUUGGGGAUUCCCCGGGGUUUCUCACAAAGUCCCUCCUUUAGUGGGGGUUCCCCUGAAGAGGAAAGUUCGUUUCCUGAUUUGACCCCGACCCAUAAAGUGGGGAUUCUCUCAAACCAACAAUCGACCCCAUUGUUACAUCAUAAUGAAGACAAUGGAAUUUCUCAACUCAGGGAAAGUCCCAUAACUUCACCACAAGAAGGGGAAUUCCCUGAUAUGAUGAUAUCGACAUCAACGCUUUGCUCAGAGAAACCUGACGUGACCUUUGAACCCACGGGGUCAAACCUUGAUGAGGUCACGACCUUUGAACCUAAGAAUUCAUCCCAUGAUAAUGUGACCCCAGUGACCCUUGACCUUGUGGAGUCCACCCAUGACCCCAUAAAUACCGCAUAUGACCCCGCUGCGACCUAUGACCCCGUCGAUAUUUAUUCUCGAACCUCAGAUUCAUUUUGCGAAACUCCCUGCUCUCCAGUGUCACCUGGUCAGGGCAACAGUUUGAUGUGCGGCGUCGGUUGGUCGUCUCACACUGAUGAUGUCAUCAAUAAUGAUGUCAUCAAACAUGAUGUCAUAGACGGACCUCCUGUGACAUCACAACCACCCCCUCGGGAACACUCGAUGGCCUCGAUAAGCAAAAAAGUUACGUCGGAGGUAAAAUCGGAGAACUCGAAUAAUUCGGAAGAAUUUGUGAUUUUGAAUCAAGAUGAAGUUGAAGAAGCUCAUUUACUCGGAUCCACUCGUCAAUCAACGAUGUUAAGUCACAUGACCUCGAUAGCCAAUGAGAUCGGACUCGACGCACAAAACUUUCAAUGCGCUGAAUGCUCGUCUCCUAUUGGUAUAAUAUACGGAACACCUCGUCUUUGUUACUUCACGGGUGAAUAUUAUUGCUCACACUGCCACCUAAUGGAUGAGCACAUAAUACCAGCGAGGAUCGUUCAUAAUUGGGAUUUCAAGAAAUAUCCCGUCGCUAAAAAAUCCAUGAUAUUCCUUACACAACAAUGGAAAGAUCCUUGCAUCGCAAUGAACGUCGUUAACCCGACCGCUUAUCGUUAUUUGGAGGAAAUGAAACGUUUGUUGCCGUUAAGAAUCAAACUUUCGUCGUUGCAACCUUAUUUACGUACCUGUCGUUUGUUGGAUCCUACUAUGAUGUCACAAAGAUUAAAAGGUUUAACCCAUAUGUUGGGGAAUCCCCAUUUAUACACCCCUAAUGACCUUUGUUUAACCUCUGACGGAACUCUCUACAAUUCAAUUAAUAAAGUUGUUUUAUUUGGGACCAAACAUGUCCGCCAAUGCCAACUUUGCACAGCUAAAGGUUUCGUUUGUGAGAUUUGCACAAAAGAUGAGGUGAUAUUUGCAUUUGAUGACAUCACAAUGACAUGUGAAGAAUGUAAAAGUGUUUAUCAUAAGCGUUGUUUUACGGAUCACUGCCCACGAUGUGAAAGACGUCACGCUAGAAUGAACUUAUGAUGUCAUAAUACCAUAUUAUGACAUCAUACACCAUGCAGUGUUGUAACAAGUGCCUUCAUCUUAUAGCCGAUAUUGAAUAAAUAUGAUGUCUAUGUCGCA